CACUUAUGCAACGUCACAAUCGCUUAACGAAAAAACCGAACUCCUCCAGUUUGGUGGAGGGAAAAACGACUGUCCAAACGAUACUCUGGACUCAACAUCUCGCGAACAAUGGAAAUCCUUAAAGAUACAUUUGAGCAAAGGUUACCUAUAGUUGCUGAAGCCAUUGAGAAUUGUGACUUUCUAGCGAUAGACGCCGAAUUCACUGGUUUACACAGGUACCCAAGCCAGCAUCGCUUCCAAACUAUUCAAAAGAGAUAUGAAGUAUUUGUGAGCGCCGUGUCAAACUUCGCGAUCAUACAAUUUGGAAUAUGCACAUUUCACUGGAGUAAAACAGCCAACCGUUACUUUGCCAAACCCUUCAACUUUUAUGUAUUCCCGAGGAGCACUAAAGGCAGAAAGGAAAUGAACCGUUGCUUUGGAGUACAGGGCGAGGCAUUCGAUUUUCUAACAACUUGUGGUUUUGAUUUCAAUAAGUGGGUAUAUAGCGGCAUCUCAUACUUGACACCCGCCGAAGAGAAGAAGUUCGAGCAGGAAGGACUUGAAAGAUUAAAUAACGCAAUUCCAGACAUACCAGUCGAUCGUAAGGAGGUUGAGUUUAUGUCGGAUGUCAAAGAUAAAAUUGAUGCAUGGUUACAAGUAAAGGAUAAGAAGAAGAGGGGCAAUCUUGAAAUAAUUGCCCUUAAUGGGUAUCGACGACGCUUGGUUUAUCAGGAAGUUCGCAACAACUAUCCUCAGUUGACAGCAUUUGGAAAGAAAGAUUGUAUCUGCGUAUGCUACGUCAAUGAAAAGAAGGAAGAACAGCGUUACCUUGAAAAGAGAAUGCAAUUUGAUAAAGAAAAGAAAGAGGCUAUUGGAUUUAGAAAAGUGAUAGAUUUGAUAUCACAAUCGAAAAAACCAGUAGUUGGACAUAAUGUGCUGUUGGACCUUUGCCAUAUGGUGAAUCAAUUCAUAGCACCAUUGCCGGCAGAUUUAAAAGAUUUCAAGGAUAUGGUACAUCGACGAUUCCCAAGUGUGAUCGACACCAAGUUCCUCGCCGCGCAAGCACCGGAUCUCGCACAUUUUCAAUCCACAAGCCUUGAAAAUAUUUACUUUGAAACACGUUUGCCACCAUUCGAUGGGCCAAAAAUCGAAUUGCAUUGGGACUUUCCAGCAUACCAAGUAUCCAGGGCUCAUGAAGCAGCUUACGAUGCCUAUAUAACUGGCUAUGUGUUUUUACAAAUGGCUAAUUACAUACAUUCCAAAACCCUUCCAGCUCCUGUGGACAUUGAGUCACCAUCUGAUCAUAAUUAUGAGCAUGACGAGGAAAGCAGUACAGAAGGAUUCUAUAAGUUUAACACAAAAGCAAAUGCUGAUACACCAGAAUUUGAUAUUUCCAACGUCUCGUGGGAAAAGAAAUUCGAUAAUACUGCGUCGAUGAAUAUGCUUUGGGGAAAUAAGGAGGCCGACGAGGUGGCUACCGAAUUAAACAAUGAGCUAUCAUCGCCACAGGGUAGUACCAAUAUUGCAGAGCAUGCCAACGUUGUCGACGUCGAAGAAAAACUCCAAAACUUACUAAGCAGUAGUCAAAGUCAAGGCAGCGAUCCUGCUAGCCUUAUCACGUCACCAAAGGAAUCCACGACAAUACAAAACCAUCCUAGCGAAACAUUCAAUAAAUGAAACGUAUAAAUGGGA
This is a messenger RNA of Umbelopsis ramanniana AG, 1671 nucleotides long. RefSeq lists its product as uncharacterized. The transcript has 11 exons. Gene Ontology annotation, cellular component: cytoplasm. Gene Ontology annotation, molecular function: 3'-5'-RNA exonuclease activity; RNA binding. The record is from RefSeq and is a predicted model, not a curated record. NCBI's taxonomy places the organism in Eukaryota, Fungi, Mucoromycota, Umbelopsidomycetes, Umbelopsidales, Umbelopsidaceae. The coding region runs from base 109 to 1656 and encodes 515 amino acids.